ACAUGCCAACUUCAAGCGUAUUUGUUACGCUGAUCAUGGCAGUGGGGAAACCACAUCAGUAAUAGAAAGCUUGAUAUCAGUAUUCACGGGAACGCUAGACGAUGAAUCCUGAUUUCCCUAGCGAUCAUCCAAGGAACAUCAUCCCAGAAUUAUGUCGCCUCUACUACAGCCAAGGAUGGAUGCCGGGUUCCGGUGGUAGUCUCAGCAUUAAAUAUGGACAGGAAGUUUAUAUAACACCUUCGGGGGUUCAAAAGGAACGUAUUCAGCCCGAAGACCUGUUUGUCCAGACGGUCGACGGAGAGGACAUAUCCGUUCCACAGACUACCAAGGGCCUGAGGAAAUCACAGUGUUCCCCUGUCUUUUUGAAUAUAUAUAGACUCAAAGCUCCAGGAGCAGUUUUCCAUUUACAUUCGAAGUCAGCAGUUCUCGCAACAUUACUAACUAAAGAAAACACCGUUCAUCUCUCCAACCUUCAAAUGAUCAAAGGAAUUCGUAAAUGGUCAACAGGAGGAUACCACAAAUUCACAGACGAUGUUGUCAUUCCUGUCAUUGACAACACACACACAGAAGAUGGACUUAUUGAUGGAAUGGUGAAAGCUAUGAAUGACUACCCAGACACAUGCGCAGUCCUAGUCCGCGGUCACGGGAUCUAUGCUUGGGGACAAACGUGGGAACAAACGAAACUAAUAUGCGAAUCUUACGAUUACCUGUUUGACAUAAUGUUACAACUGAGGGCUGCUGGAGUCCGAGAAAUCCUCUGAGGGUUCCGGAGUCCGAGGGAUCAACUAAAGUGUUCCGUAGUCAGGAAGAUCAAUUGGGGGGUUCCGGAGUCCGCGGUAUUAAUUUAAGUGUUCCAGAAUUCGGGAAACAAAUUAGGGGAGCGCAGGAGAUCCUACGAUGUCUGGGAAAUCAAUUGCAAUGUUCUUGGUUCCAAAGAGAGGGACGCCUGAAGGGUACCAAAGCACGGAAGACCGACUAAGGCGGCUUUACACCCAACCUAGUCAACACUUUAUCUCCUUUUGGAAUUAACUAGCAUGCGCAGUUGCCUCCCUUUAAUUGUGAUUACCAUGUUAUGAAAGAGUUCUCCCGAAAUUUAACUCACAAGGCAAUUUAUGGUAGUAUAUAAAGCCAAAUAUUCUUUCAUCUUUCGCAUUUGAAGGUUUACACGUGUUUUGUAAUCAGUCAGAUAGGAACCAAACCUUUUAAUGAAAAAGAAGUAAACAUGCUUAUACUGAAUCGUUCAUAUGAAAUCUAUAAAACGAGAUUUAAGCCAGCAUUUGGCGAAGUAAAGUGAUAAUUUGUGGCAAGUUUCAUGAAUUUUAUAUGAAAUGGAUUGAUUUCAAUACCCCUUUUAUCAAAAGAUGAAGAUGUUUUUUGUAAAUUUUGUUUUUAAAAAGUUGCUUUGAAUGUCAUUCUUGAUGUCUGAAAUUCAGGCAUCAAGGCUUAACAUUUUUAGUCGUCCCAGCUGUAGCAUCAUUAUUGUAUACGGCACAUUUAUGAUGUCGUCUCAGCAUUAUAUUAUUGAAUCAUUAAUCAUUUCAUAUACGUGACACAGAAAAUUGUUAUAGUCAUCGAUAUAUUUCAGGAAACGGUAUAAAUAUGUAAUACAGAUAUCGAAAUGGUAACAUUUUGUACGCUUUGUUCGGUACUUGGCGCUGAAUGAAAAUAUUUUGGCAUGUAUUGUUCUAUUUUCUUUUUACCUAUAUGCAGAUAAUGAAAUGGCAUUGCAUCAGAAAUAAAUGUGAUACAAAUGUAAUAG
Mizuhopecten yessoensis (Yesso scallop) is the source of this 1759-nucleotide messenger RNA. Its product is annotated as methylthioribulose-1-phosphate dehydratase-like. Gene Ontology annotation, cellular component: cytoplasm. NCBI's taxonomy places the organism in Eukaryota, Metazoa, Mollusca, Bivalvia, Pectinida, Pectinidae. The coding region runs from base 102 to 761 and encodes 219 amino acids. The record is from RefSeq and is a predicted model, not a curated record. Gene Ontology annotation, molecular function: methylthioribulose 1-phosphate dehydratase activity; metal ion binding. The transcript has 9 exons.